Rhizophagus irregularis DAOM 181602=DAOM 197198 is the source of this 969-nucleotide messenger RNA. The record is from RefSeq and is a predicted model, not a curated record. Lineage: Eukaryota; Fungi; Glomeromycota; Glomeromycetes; Glomerales; Glomeraceae.
AUGUCGUAUGAAUUCAAACUUCCGAUUAUUGACAUUUCUGCAUUCACCAUUGAUUCAAAUUCUCGAACAGAAAAACUUAAAAUAGCUAAACAAAUCUACGAAGCAUGCCGUAAUGUUGGGUUUUUCUAUCUGAUAGGUCAUAAUGUACCUCAAGAAAUUAUUGAUAAAGUAUUGAAAUUGGGUUAUGAAUUUUUUCAUUUACCAGAAGAAGAAAAAAUUAAAUAUAGCAUAGCCAAUGAAGAUUAUGCAAGGGGAUAUCAAAGACUUGGUGAGAAUGUUACAAGAUAUAAAAAGGAUUGGCAUGAGGCGCUUGAUUUCUAUAAACCAAUACCUCGUACGCAUCCGUUGGUUUUAAAAAACCUCCCUUUAAGAGGUGAAAAUCAAUGGCCUGAGAAUCCUUCAGAAUUUCGUGCAGUAUUUAGUGAAUAUAUAGAUUAUAUGUUGAAACUGGGUGCUCUAGUAAUGAGUGCUAUUGCAUUAGGUUUAGGAUUGGAUGAAAAUUAUUUUGAAAAGUUUUUAGAGGAGUCUUUUUGGGUUAUGAGAGUCAUUGGAUAUCCAGAUCUUAAGAAUAUAGCCGACAAGGAUCGCGUAGGUGUUAGCUGCGGUGAACACACAGGUGAUACAUUAAUAAUAUUGAACGAUAACACUAAAGAAGCUUUACAAGUUCAAACAAAAGAUGGCAAUUGGAUUAAUGCGGAUCCACUAUAUGGUUCCUUUGUAGUGAACAUCGGUGACAUGCUGAAUAUUUGGACGAAUGAUAUAUAUAAAAGUACUCUUCAUAGAGUUAUUCACAAGGGUGAUAGUUAUCGUGUAUCUGUUCCGUUCUUUUAUGAGCCAAAUUACGAUGCCAAAAUCGAACCACUUGAAGCAUGUUUACAAAUUGAUCCGGUAAAACAUCAUGAGCCGGUUGUGUAUGGAGAGCAUUUAUUGAAAAAAGUUUCAACAAAUUUUGAAAUUAUUGAAUCAUAA